This is a messenger RNA of Trichomonas vaginalis G3, 699 nucleotides long. RefSeq names its product vesicle transport V-SNARE 13 family. NCBI's taxonomy places the organism in Eukaryota, Parabasalia, Trichomonadida, Trichomonadidae. The record is from RefSeq and is a predicted model, not a curated record. Bases 1 to 699 code for a protein of 232 amino acids. The transcript has a single exon. Gene Ontology annotation, molecular function: SNAP receptor activity; SNARE binding. Gene Ontology annotation, biological process: vesicle-mediated transport; intracellular protein transport; vesicle fusion. Gene Ontology annotation, cellular component: late endosome membrane; ER to Golgi transport vesicle membrane; Golgi apparatus.
AUGGUGAACGAGAACAUCGAAGAAAGUAUUGCAAAUUGCACCGAACUUGAAAAAGACAUUGGUGAAGCCAUAUCAAGAAUACCUGAAACAGAACAAGGCCAGCGUAGAAAACUUGUUCGUGAAAUCGAAGAAAAAAUUAAAGCAUUAAUACAAGAUAGAGAUUUCAUGGAUUGCGAAAUCAACGAAAUGCAACCAGGUGAAGAGAGAGAUAGCUACCAAGAAAAACUCGAAUAUCAUAAUGAAUGCAUCAAGCAAUUGCAAGAUCAGUUAGUUAUUGCUCAACGCGGUAGUGAUCAGGAGAAUCAAAAGAAUGCGCAGGGGCUUAUGGAUGACGCUCUUAAACUUCAAAACAUUCAGAAAAACUCUCUUGAUAAUUCCUUAUCAAUGGUCGAAAAUAUGAAACAAAUCGGUGCAGAUACAGCUGUAGAAAUUAAGAGACAGCAAGAACAAAUGCAAAAAGCUAGCUCAAACCUCGAUAAUAUGGAUAGUGAACUUGACAGAGCAAAAGUUGUUCUUAAGAAUAUGUUUGGCCGCGUAGCAGGUGAUAAAUGCAUCCGUGUACUCGCAAUUAUCGUUGCUUUGACAAUUAUCGCUGCUAUUGUAGUUUCAAUUGUUAAACCAAGUGCAAUCAAGAAUACAGUUGAACAGUCAUUUUCUAGCAGCGGUGGUACAUCAGACAAUAGCACUGGCAUUAUUUAA